Messenger RNA from Rhinolophus ferrumequinum (greater horseshoe bat), 3221 nucleotides. It is a transcript of the gene SLC40A1, whose product is annotated as solute carrier family 40 member 1. The record is from RefSeq and is a predicted model, not a curated record. Gene Ontology annotation, cellular component: basolateral plasma membrane. The transcript is spliced from 9 exons. Bases 212 to 1948 code for a protein of 578 amino acids. Gene Ontology annotation, biological process: iron ion transmembrane transport. Gene Ontology annotation, molecular function: iron ion transmembrane transporter activity; peptide hormone binding. NCBI's taxonomy places the organism in Eukaryota, Metazoa, Chordata, Mammalia, Chiroptera, Rhinolophidae.
UGCGUGUCUCCCUUCACUACUGGGUGUCAGUCCUGCUUGUGCUCCGAGGUUGGAAAUUGGUUGGAGUUUCAAUGUGUAGGAUCCACUCCCCGGUUUUUGGCGAGAUUGAGAAGGCGGUGCUCUCUUCAGUUCCUUGCACUCCUGUUAACACGCACCUCAGCAAGAGCAGCAGCAGUAGCAGCGGAAGAGCAAGCGCGGGACGCCUGGUGUCAUGACCAAGGCAAGGGAGCAAAACCGCCAGGGAGGAUGCUGUGGAUCCUUAGCAAACUACCUGACCUCUGCAAAAUUCCUUCUCUACCUUGGUCAUUCUUUAUCUACUUGGGGAGAUCGGAUGUGGCACUUUGCAGUGUCUGUGUUUCUGGUUGAGCUCUAUGGAAACAGCCUCCUCUUGACUGCAGUCUAUGGACUGGUGGUGGCAGGGUCGGUUCUGGUCCUAGGAGCCAUCAUUGGUGACUGGGUGGAUAAGAACGCCAGACUUAAAGUGGCCCAGACUUCGCUGGUGAUACAGAAUGUUUCGGUCAUCCUGUGUGGAAUCAUCCUGAUGAUGGUUUUCUUACAUAAGAACGAGCUUCUGACCAUGUACCAUGGAUGGGUUCUUACUUUCUGCUAUAUCUUGAUCAUCACUAUUGCAAAUAUUGCAAAUUUGGCCAGUACUGCUACUGCAAUCACAAUCCAAAGGGACUGGAUUGUUGUUGUUGCAGGAGAAGACAGAAGCAAAUUGGCAGAUAUGAAUGCUACAAUACGAAGGAUUGACCAGUUGACCAACAUCUUGGCCCCCAUGGCUGUCGGCCAGAUCAUGACAUUUGGCUCUGCAGUCAUUGGCUGUGGUUUCAUUUCGGGAUGGAAUUUGGUGUCCAUGUGUGUGGAGUACUUUCUGCUCUGGAAGGUUUAUCAGAAAACCCCUGCUCUAGCUGUGAAAGCUGUUCUUAAAGUAGAGGAAGCUGAGUUGAAACAACUGAAUUUACACAAAGAAACUGAGCCAAAAUCCCUGGAGGGAACUCAUCUAAUGGGUGAGAAAGACCCUCACAUCCAUGAGCUUGAACAUGAGCAAGAGCCAACCUGUGCCUCCCAGAUGGCUGAGCCCUUCCGCACCUUCCGCGAUGGAUGGAUCUCCUAUUAUAACCAGCCGGUGUUUCUGGCAGGCAUGGGUCUUGCUUUCCUCUAUAUGACUGUCCUGGGCUUUGAUUGCAUCACCACAGGGUACGCCUACACUCAGGGGCUGAGUGGGUCCAUCCUUAGUAUUUUGAUGGGAGCAUCAGCCAUAACUGGAAUAAUGGGAACUGUGGCUUUUACUUGGCUGCGUCGAAAAUGUGGCCUGGUUCGGACUGGUUUGAUCUCAGGAUUUGCACAGGUUUCUUGUUUGAUCUUGUGUGUGAUCUCCGUGUUCAUGCCUGGAAGCCCUUUGGACUUGUCUGUUUCUCCUUUUCAAGAUAUCCGUUCUAGGUUCAUUCAAGCAGAGCCACUGUCCACAAAUUUACCUACAGAAAUUCCUGAAAUCAUCUUUACAACUGAAAUGCACAUGUCAAACGGGUCUGAUUCCACUAAUACUUCCCUGGACAUAUACAUGGGUCCUAAAUCUGAGUCCAUAAUCUCUGUCAGUCUGCUGUUUGCAGGCGUCAUUGCUGCUAGAAUUGGUCUUUGGUCCUUUGAUUUAACUGUGACACAGUUGCUGCAAGAAAAUGUAAUUGAAUCUGAAAGAGGCAUUAUAAAUGGUGUACAGAACUCCAUGAACUACCUUCUUGAUCUUCUGCAUUUUAUCAUGGUCAUCCUGGCUCCAAAUCCUGAAGCUUUUGGCUUACUCGUGUUGAUUUCAGUCUCCUUUGUGGCAAUGGGCCACAUCAUGUAUUUCCGAUUUGCUCAGAAAACUCUGGGCAACAAGCUUUUUAUCUGCGGUCUUGAUGAAAAAGAGGUUACAAAUGACAAUCAAACUAAUUCAUCUGUUGUGUAACACAGUUUUAACUGUUGCUAUCCCUGUUACUAGAUUACACAGAGCACGUGUACCUAUUUUUUACUUCAGAAUUCCAAUAAAUGGCUGGGUGUCUCUCUCUGGUUUUACCACAACGAUACCUUGACGGCUAAAAGCUAUUUAGGAAACCUUAGUCAGCAGAAAUAAGUUGGUUAAUUUUCCUUACAUUUAAAGAUGGAAAAAAAUACAGGAAAAGGACAACCCAGUUUAAAUAUGGAUACUAAAAUGAUGACACUGAUUUUCCCUAUUUCUCAUGAGUAGGUAAACUUUUACCUAAAAGAGUGGUUAGCCAUGUGAAUUAAGUUAUUCUUUGGCAGAUAUUAUCUGUACUAGAAUUCAGAUAUGUCAGUUUUCCCUAAAACUCACUAUUAUUCAAGUCUAGCUCAUUUACUUCUUUGGUAUUUUAUUAUGUUUUAUUAUAAAAACAAAUAAGUUCUACUCCACGUACUAAGAUUAAAGUUUGAUAACCAGUAUUAUCCUUAUUGAUCUUAAGGGAUUUACAUAUAUGUAGAAAACCAAAAAAUUUCACUAGAAUUCUCUAAUUGGGUCUAUGGUUUAACUUGAGAGAGCACCUUCAUGUUUUUAUUAUCAGAUAGGGCAAAAUAUUGUGUUAAGCAUAUGUAGCACUUUGUAAAAUGGCUAUCAUGUAAGCUGCAGGUAUAAGCAGAACUAUAAAAGUAGAUUUAUAACACAGUGAAUGCAUAAUGACUUCAUAUUCGCAAGUAGUUUGGUUAUAGAAACUAGAAGCUAAAAGUCACACGGAAGGGCAAGAUCUGAAGUUAAUUCUCCUUAAUGAUCUCCAUCUUGGAACAUGAGGGAGUCAGCUUUCUGCCUGGUAGGUUAAAUGUAGAAAGCAAGCCCACACUUGGAAAGGUUUUGUUUUGUCAAUCAUUUGAUUUACUUUGAACACGCUGGGGUAGAGCAUUUUUACUUUUACUGUUUUGUACCCAAGAGUUAUUUUUAAAUGUAUCCCUUUUAAAUGUCUUUGAGAAGAAUGGAGGAAAGAAAACUUUUGUAUAUAUUUUUAAAAACUGUUUUACAAGUCAUUUUGCAACAUGCCAGUACCAACAUGGUACUUUGCCUUAACCGUUUAUGCACUUUCAUGGAGACUGCAGUAUGUUGCUAUGAGCACUUUCUUUAUCCUGGAGAUUUAAUCUUUUUUUUCUUCUUUCUAUGGUAUGACAUAAUGAUUUGCUACACUGUAAAAUCUUUGUAAAAUAUUUCUAUAUAAAAAUAUUUUGAAAAUCUUCCUGAA